Messenger RNA from Gloeophyllum trabeum ATCC 11539, 759 nucleotides. RefSeq lists its product as uncharacterized. Bases 1 to 759 code for a protein of 252 amino acids. Gene Ontology annotation, molecular function: copper ion binding. The transcript is spliced from 5 exons. The record is from RefSeq and is a predicted model, not a curated record. NCBI's taxonomy places the organism in Eukaryota, Fungi, Basidiomycota, Agaricomycetes, Gloeophyllales, Gloeophyllaceae.
AUGCAUCGGAUCGUGCUUGAAGUCUGCGUAGACUCUGUGGAAUCAGCCGUUGCAGCCGUCAACGGAGGUGCUGACCGUCUAGAGGUAUGCGCGAAUAUCGGCGUCGGAGGGGGCACGACACCAAGCAUGGGUCUCCUCAAGGCCAUCUCCUCCGUUGUGCCUCAUACCCCACUUAUGGUCAUGAUUCGACCGAGGAUCGGAGACUUCCUGUACUCCGGGUCUGAAUUUGAUGUAAUGCUGGAGGAUAUACGGGCAUUCACGCAACUAGGCACCGCCUCGGGCAUUGUCUUUGGCAUCCUAGAUGCAGCCGGAGAGGUGGAUGUCGCGCGUUCGCGCAAGAUUGUGGAAGAAGCUUCUCCCCUCCAAGGUACUUCAUUGUCAACAGAGAGUGAUAUAGCUGAAGCGCGGUUCCAUUACGGCCUGUCUCCUUCCGCUCCUUCUUCCCUUCCAACUCUCUGCUCCCUAUUUCGCUAUAGAUCACGCCCGAAGGCGGACUCCCGUCAGGGUCCUAAACUCCUAGUCGGCUCCGGAAUAAACCCCGGAACUAUCCAGCCCGUAUUAGACGCGCUUUUGUCUCUCGGCCUGGAAGAAGUCCAUAUGAGUGGAGGGCGGUGGGUGGAAGGCGGUAUGCAAUUCCGACGAGACGGGUUGGGUAUGGGUGCCGGACGACAGGUCGAAUGGUCGGUCUGGCGUACAAGUGAGCAGGCAGUGAGGGAGGUCAGAGAGAUCCUAGACAAGGCUACCGUACAUGCAGCAUGA